GCCGAGUCAAUGUCCCGUCAAACACUAUAACCCGACGUCAAAAUUCAAACGCGUCCUCGACCGUCUCCUUUAGUUCGAUCACUCACUUGCUCACCGUCCGUCUUUAUUUGCAGUGCGAUAGCUGUUGUUCUCUUCUCUCCGUCUCUCUGCCCUCUGUAAUCCAACAAGUCUCGGAGAUGAAUUCCUCGGAGGCAGAGGAGGCUCAAAUUCCUGAUGAUGAUCCUCUUCAUUCUCAACAACAACAACAACAGUCUUCCACCAUUCCUAAGCCCUUCAGUCUCAGAAGGUAUCAGUCAGAGGUAUAUGAGGCUGCAAGGAGGAGGAACACCAUUGCUGUAUUGGAGACAGGUGCUGGGAAGACUAUGAUCGCUAUUAUGCUCAUCAAAGAAAUUGGUGAAGCUAUCAAAUCCACCGGCUCUAAAAGCAUAAUCAUCUUCUUGGCUCCUACUGUUAAUCUCGUUAACCAGCAAUUUGAGGUUAUCAAAAUACAUACUGGUUUUGAAGUCGAAGAAUAUUAUGGAGCCAAGGGAGUUGACGAGUGGAAUAAGAAGCGUUGGGAAAAGGAAGUAAAUGAACAUGAUGUCCUGGUUAUGACACCACGGAUUCUUUAUAAUGCCUUGUUAAGCGCAUUCUUGAGACUAGAAACAGUAUCCUUGAUGGUUAUUGAUGAAUGCCAUCGAGCUAGUGCUAACCAUGAUUAUGCAAAAAUAAUGAAGGAAUUUUAUCACAAAUCUAGCAGCAAGCCAAAGAUUUUUGGAAUGACAGCUUCACCUAUUCUUAGAAAAGGUGUCUCAUCCAAAACGGAUUGCGAGGACCAAAUAUCAGAACUUGAAAGCAUCUUGGACUCACAGAUUUAUACUAUUGAAGACAAGACAGAGAUGGAAUUAUAUGUCCCUUCUGCGAAAGUGACUUGUAGAUUUUAUGACCAAUUACGCUGCUCAUUUUUAGAUUUGAAAGAAAAGAUGGAAGCCUCAUGGUCCAAGUUUGAUGCGUCAUUGUUAAAUAUGCAAGGGUUGGUAAAUGAGUACAGGGAUGCUGAUGAUAGAAUUAAGACAUUGAAGAAAAGGCUGUCCAGUGAUCAUUCAAAGAUAUCAUAUUGUCUUGACGAUCUUGGUCUUAUAGGUGCUUAUGAGGCUGUAAAGCUAUGUCUUGAGAAUUCCACUAAUACCCAAGAGGAGCGUGAAAUUAACAGUGAGAGUUAUUUUCAGUGUAAAUGUUUUCUGGAGGAGUUGUUACAUCUAGUUGGGGAAUCACUACCACAUGGUUGUGAUGAUCUUUUGGAUUUUGAGUCUGAUCUUUUGAAGGCAGUAGAUUUAGGCUAUAUAACUCCUAAAUUACGUGAACUUGUUGAACUUUUCCAGUCUUUUGGGGAAGCUAGACAACUACUAUGCCUCAUUUUUGUAGAUAGGAUUGUCUCAGCUAAAGUAAUUGAAAGAAUUGUUAAGAAAAUUACGUAUUUAUCUCAUUUCACAGUUUCAUAUCUGACUGGAAGCAACUCGGUUGAUGCACUGGCACCAAAAAUGCAAAAGGAGACUCUGGAAUCAUUUCGCUUUGGAAAGGUCAAUCUAUUAUUUUCUACUGACGUAGUUGAGGAGGGAAUUCAUGUGCCAAAUUGCUCCUAUGUGAUACGUUUUGACCUACCCAAGACAGUCCGCAGUUAUGUCCAGUCCAGGGGACGAGCACGGCAAAGCAACUCUCAGUUUGUCGUUAUGUUGGAGAGGGGAAACAUGAAACAAAGGGAUCAACUAUUUGAUGUCAUUAGGAGCGAGUGUUCAAUGAUAGAUACAACUGUCAAUAGAGAUCCUGAUGCACAUAGUUUAAAAACAUGGACUUUCGGAGGAACAGAUGGGUAUUUGGUGCAUGCCACUGGUGCAUCAGUUACUGCUGAUUCUAGCAUCAGUCUCAUACAACGAUAUUGUGAAAAGCUCCCAACCGCUAAGUGUUUUGCUUCAAAGCCAACUUUUCAGUUCUCAUGUCUUGAAGGCUUUUACGAGUGCAAGCUAACGUUACCUCCUAAUUCUGCUUUCCAAACAUUAGUUGGUCCUGUAAGUAGGAGUUCUAAUUUAUCGAAGCAGCUUGUUUGCUUGGAAGCAUGUAAAAAGCUACAUCAGAUGGGUGCUCUGGAUAAUAAUCUUCUUCCACUAGUUGAGGAGCCUUCAAAAAAUAAUCCGACUGUAAAAAGCAAAGAAGCAACUUCCGGUGCAGGAACAACAAAAAGGAAGGAACUACACGGUACAACUCACAUCCGUGCAUUAUCUGGAACUUGGGGUGAAAAAGUGGAUAGUGCCACUUUUCACGCUUAUAAGUUUGACUUCUCCUGUAGUAUUAUUAGUGAGGUUUAUUCUGGAUUUGUUCUUCUGAUUGAGUCAAAUCUUGAUGAUGAUGUGGGAAAUAUUGAAUUGGAACUCUAUUUGGUUUCAAAGUCAGUUAAGUCUUCUGUUUCUUCAUGUGGAAAGGUGUGUCUGGAUGCAGAGCAGAUGAAAAAAGCAAAAUGCUUUCAGGAAUUUUUCUUUAAUGGAUUAUUUGGAAGGUUGUUUCAUGGAUCCAAGUCAUCGGGAAAUAGAGAGUUUUUACUUCAGAAAGAAACAACAACACUAUGGAGCACAUUGUACAUGUAUUUGCUUCUGCCUCUUGAAGGUUUGAAUGAUUCAGGUCAUGAACCUUGGAGAAUAGAUUGGACAGGGAUUGCUUCUUGCAUUUCUGUGGUUAAAUUGUUGAAGAACAAUUCUUUGUUGGGCAGUGGACAUUGUAAUUAUAACGGAGGGGAUUUAUUACCUAGUAGAACUGACUUAUCUGAGACUGAAUCUAAAGAAGCAAAUGUAAUAUGCUUUGCUAAUAGUUCUGUUGAUAUAUCAAAUCUUAACAAUAUGGUAGUAUUGGCUAUUCAUACGGGAAAAUUAUACUCUAUUGUUGAAGCUGUGAGCAACACAUCGGCUGAGAGCCCUUUUGAUGGUAAUACUGAUGCUGUCCCAUCAGAAUACACUACCUUUAAUGAGUAUUUUCACAAAAAGUAUCAGAUUGUACUAAAGUAUCCGAAUCAGCCUUUGUUGCGGUUAAAGCAAAGUCAUAAUCCUCAUAAUCUUCUAGUGAACUUCUCUGAUGAAGGUUCUGAUGGUGGUAAGACAUCAAAAUCUCGCCUUGUUAAGCCACAAAUGCAUGUUCACAUGCCACCUGAACUUUUAGCAAGGAUUGAUGUCCCAAGAGCUGUUCUAAAAUCAUGUUAUUUACUACCAUCAUUGAUGCAUCGUUUGGAAUCUCUGAUGUUAGCAAGCCAACUUAGAGGAUCGAUUGGCUGUCAUCCAAGCAGCUUUCAGAUAUCAAGCUCAUUGAUUCUAGAAGCACUUACAACACUUAGAUGUUGUGAAAAUUUUUCUAUGGAGCGCUUGGAAUUGCUUGGUGAUUCAGUCUUGAAGUAUGUUAUGAGUUGCCACCUUUUUCUUAAAUAUCCCAAAAAACAUGAAGGACAGUUAUCUGAUCUUCGUUCAUUGGCCGUUUGUAACUCAAACCUUCAUAAAUUAGGAACUGAUCGUCAAUUGCAGGGCUACAUUCGUGAUAGUGCUUUUGAUCCACGUCGUUGGACUGCUCCUGGACAGCGUCCUUUGCGCCCGGUGCCUUGUAAAUGUGGAGUGGAUACUUCGGAAGUUCCUCUUUCUAGUGAGUUCCACAGUGAAGAUCCAAAAAUUGUGGUUGGAAAAUGCUGUGAUAAAGGUCACAGGUGGAUGGGUUCAAAAACAGUAGCUGAUUGUGUUGAAGCCCUUGUAGGGGCAUAUUAUGUUGCUGGUGGACUGGCUGCUGCAAUUCAUAUGAUGAAGUGGCUGGGUUUUGACGCUGAGCUUGAGCUCUCUUUAGUUGUUGAAGCAAUCAAUGCUGCAUCUCUUUGGUCUUACAUCCCAAAAGCCGAUGACAUUGCAUCCCUGGAGUCAAAGAUUGGGUAUGAAUUUUUGACCAAGGGUCUCUUACAGGAAGCCAUAACGCAUCCAUCUGUGGAAGAACAGGGUGUUUGUUACUGCUAUGAGAGGCUCGAAUUUCUUGGUGAUUCAGUUUUGGAUCUGCUUAUUACAUGGUACCUCUAUCAGAGCUACAUAGAUAUUGAUCCAGGCGAGUUGACUGACUUACGUUCAGCUUCUGUUAAUAAUGAAAACUUUGCUCAAGUUGCUGUGAGACGAAACCUUCAACUGCAUCUGCAACAUUGCUCCGGGUUACUAUUGAGUCAAAUAACUGCAUAUGUGGGUUCUUUUUCUGAACCUCACAACACAAAUGGAUCAAUUCAAGGCACAAAAGGUCCCAAGGCCCUUGGAGACAUGGUGGAAAGUAUUGCAGGGGCAAUACUAAUUGACACUAAGCUUGAUCUGGAUAAAGUGUGGGAAAUAUUUGAACCGCUAUUAUCUCCAAUUGUGACCCCUGAUAAACUUGAAUUGCCCCCAUUGCGUGAAUUGAUUGAAUUAUGUGACUCUCUUGGAUAUUGCAUGAAAGAAAAAUGCAUAAAGAAAGGUGAAAUGGUGCAUGCGGAGCUUACUGUACAGCUCAAAGAUGUACUGUUAGUUGGGACGGGAUAUGACCAAAACAGAAAAGCUGCAAAAGGAGCAGCAGCCCGAUGUUUAUUGAAGAAAAUGGAGAAUAAAGGUGUCUCGUAUGCUCAACUUUCCAAGAAGAGAAAGCAGGGUAGAGAUCAUGUUGUUGAUUCAUCUUCUGAAGAUGUGAAAAAUAACCCAUACACCAAAAUAACUGAUGAUUUGGUGGCAAUGAUCCACAAAAAGCAAAAGACAUCUGAAAUUCAGUCACAGGAUGUGUCAAGAGUUUCAUCUUCAACUGGUGUCUUUUCAAUGGAAGCCAGUGAUCCUAACACUGACACCCCAGUUAUUGGAGCAAUCAACAUGAAGAAAGGAGGUCCUCGAAACUCACUUUUUGACCUAUGUAAGAAACUACAAUGGCCAAGGCCUACCUUCGAUACAAUAGAAACUAAAUCAAGAACGCCAAUUGAACUUGGUGAAGGCUGCGAAAGAAGAAUGGGAUUCAACAGUUUUGUAUCAAAUAUUAUCUUGACCAUACCCAACUUUGGCAAUAUUGAAUGCAGUGGUGAUGCUAGGGCUGAUAAGAAGAGCUCACUAGACUCUGCAGCAGUUGCAAUGCUUUAUGAGCUCCAACGUUUAGGCAAACUCGUCAUUGCCAGGUCGUAGCACUUUUUCCAGUUUCAAAUUGCUGUGCCUUGAUAGGGAAGGCAGUGCAUUUUUUAUAAUCCAACACACCACACCCCCUCACCCACCUUUAAUUAUCUUCUUCGUUAUGUCUAGCAAACUGUAAAUAUAUAUUUUAAUAUCAUUGUUGUUUUGUUUUUUUGACGUGUCCGAUUAGCUGAAUCAUUGAUAUUCCCUAAUUGAAGUUUUCCUUCGCAAUCUUCAAUUAAAGUAUAUGUUGGAGAUACAAUUUAGUCGCACUGAAAGAAUAGAUAAUUUCUUCUCUUUUUCCCUGGAUAA
Ziziphus jujuba (common jujube) is the source of this 5474-nucleotide messenger RNA. Its product is annotated as endoribonuclease Dicer homolog 3. The coding region runs from base 177 to 5177 and encodes 1666 amino acids. The transcript is spliced from 27 exons. Lineage: Eukaryota; Viridiplantae; Streptophyta; Magnoliopsida; Rosales; Rhamnaceae. The record is from RefSeq and is a predicted model, not a curated record. Gene Ontology annotation, cellular component: cytoplasm; nucleus. Gene Ontology annotation, molecular function: ATP binding; ribonuclease III activity; RNA binding. Gene Ontology annotation, biological process: siRNA processing.